CAGAUCAGUUCAUUCCAGGACGAGUUCGAGUCCAGCGGUAUAAUGACAUCAAAUAUUUGCAUAGAAGAAGAAUAUCGGAAUCCAAGUCAGCAUACAUGUGAAAGAUGUGAGAAGAGAUUUACUAUCAAGAAGGGUUUCGAGUUUAACCCAAAUUGCGGGAGGGACGACUAUGGAAGCCAAAAAUACAAUCCUCACCGCGAAUGCGAUGGCGGAACAUUUAACAAUGGAUCGUCCCUUAAAUGCCAAAAAUGUAACUCUUGCCCACCUCCGAAGUUGACAGCAUCUCCGUGCAGUGCCGAAUCCGAUGUCGUCUGCUGCACAGAAGUGGAGCAUGUUCUAGAUGGACGUUGCAUUGAUCGUCCAGUGAAGACCACAGCGAAGACCGUCGUCAUAACAACUGAGAGAAUUGAUUCCUCAUCUGUCUGGACCACUGAUUCCAUCACUUCCAGCAGCACCAGCACCAGCCCCGCUUCCGGACCAUCUACAAAUGACAUGAAUUUGACAGCGGUCUUUGUAAGUGUAGGGAUUUUAUCUAUCCUUACAUUGCUUUGUGUGUUGUUUAUCCUGAAGCGGCGGACAAAACGUCCCAAACAAGAAAGGGGCUGCAAUGGGGAAAUGAAGGAAAUCCUAGAUAGUAAAAGAAUCUAUUCAACAGCUGUAUUCAGCAUAAUCGACGACAACGGAAAUCCAAAAUUGCCUCUGAGUGUGACUGACACUUCCUUUAAACUGUUAGCUCCUGAGGUCCAGGCUGCCCCUCUCAAUACAGUGCUAAACAACCUCGAUGUUCUCGAGGAACUCAUUCUGUUGUUAGACCCAGACCAGAUCUCUGGUGCUAAGAACACACGUCACCUUGCGGCCCAGUGUUCGUUUUCUUUCGCAUGGAUCAAUUACGCUUACUCCAAGAAGGACUACAAAAGCCCACUUGUCGCUGUCCUGGAGGGAGUCGUCGCCAAGAACCCAGACUGGACUGUUGGCCACCUUGCUGGACUGUUAAGUGGUAUCGGUCGCAAUGAUGCAGUGGAGAUUUUGGCAAAGCUUCACGCUAGUGAAAAAGAAUAACUGAGGCUGUUCUUCAAAGGGACAGUUCACCCUUAAAAAGCAAGAGACGUUUAUUCAGUCCAAACCUGUUUACGACUCUUUCUUCUGUUGAACACCAAAGAUGAUGUUUUGAGCAAAAUGUUGUUUGGUCCAAUUAUCAUUUGUGUUUUGCAGAAGAAAGUGAAUACAUGAUGAAAGAAUGUUCAUUUUUAGGCAAAUUAUCCCUUUAAUAAUACAAAACCAAAAUUUUUCAUGCGUCAAUGUACACCAGUAUUAAAAUACAAGUGCUGAAAAACAGGAUAUGAAGGAGAAAGGUCUCUAAUGGAACUUGGUUUAAAUCCAAAACCGCAUACUUUUCAAAACCAAAGAUAAUGAGAAGCACAUCGGCAGUCAGAUUGCCUAGAGCCAAAUACAGCACUAUUGGUUUUGUGAUUUUUGUCUAUUACACUUUAAUCGUUUUUAGGAAAUGUUCUGUAUGCUAUAAACAUUCCUUAACACUACACAUUUCACAUACCCUAAUCCUGUUUCAAAUAACACAAUUUGUUGUCAUAUUUGGCAUUUUCCUGCAAUUUAUACAUAUAUUUUAUGUUUGCUAAAACUGGUUUUGUCUUGCUGCUAAAGCAUAUACUAAAUAUUACAACAGUAAUAUUGGCAAAUAGGUCAUUUCAUGUUUUGAAACAAACUCAUCUCUUGAACACACAAACACUUGCUAACAUGAAUCAAAUCAAAUUUUCAUUUAAUCAGCAUUUCUCAAUAUGGCCAGUCCAGUAUCUGUUGAAUUUCAAAAAAAAGAAAAAAAGAAACCUCAGGAGUGAUAUGAAGUCAUCUAACAGCAAUGUGAAAGACUGACCGCAUGACAGGUUCUUACAGAGCAUCUUGUUAUUUUGUCCCGUUUCUCCAGUUUUCAUUUUCCGCAAUGGAAGUAGAAACAAUAUUUUUUAUUUACAUUUUGGAGAA
Molecule: messenger RNA, 1995 nt
Organism: Triplophysa rosa
Lineage: Eukaryota; Metazoa; Chordata; Actinopteri; Cypriniformes; Nemacheilidae
Gene: igflr1
Product: IGF-like family receptor 1
Exons: 7
Coding region: 43-1059 (338 amino acids)
Molecular function (GO): protein binding
Source: RefSeq, a predicted model, not a curated record